GCGCGUUUUUGCAGGAAGUGCGAGAGCCCUUUAGCCAGCUGUUCGAUCAACAACAACACAUAGACCCACAAAAGCUAGUGCCCGCAAAUCGUGUCAAAGACAACGACAGAGACAGCAACGACCUGUCACAGGACUAUAGGCAGUGUAAGAGGGAGAGUUCCGCCCCUGAGCCCCUGCACGCAUAGACCCCCCCGGGAGGACCCCCGCUCAUGGCCAGCAGAGGAGGGAGUGCCAGGCCCAAUGGCAGCCUGCCGCAGACCAAGAUCUGCCAGUUCAAGCUGGUGUUGCUGGGAGACAUGGCGGUGGGCAAGUCCAGCCUGGUGCUACGCUUCGUCAAGGGCCAGUUUGAUGAGUUUCAAGAGACCACCAUUGGGGCUGCGUUCCUGGCGCAGUCCGUGUGUUUAGAUGACACGACGGUGAAGUUUGAGAUCUGGGACACGGCGGGACAGGAGCGCUACCACAGCCUGGCCCCCAUGUACUACCGCGGAGCGCAGGCGGCCAUUGUGGUGUUUGACAUCACCAAGCCGGAGACCUUUGAGCGGGCCAAAGCCUGGGUGAAGGAGCUUCAGAGACAGGCCAGCCCCAACAUUGUCAUUGCCCUGGCAGGGAACAAGGCUGACCUGGCGGACAAGCGCAUGGUGGAAUAUGAGGAGGCCCAGACCUAUGCAGAGGACACAGGCUUGCUGUUCAUGGAGACCUCUGCCAAGACCGCCAUGAACGUCAAUGAGCUGUUCCUGGCCAUCGCGAAAAAGAUGCCAAAAACAGACACCCAGAACCCCACACAUGCUGCACGGCACAGGGGAGUCAAUCUCCAAGACCCUGAUGCCCAGUCCACCCGGGGCUGCUGUGGGAACUAACCCCACCUUCCUCAGACCAUGGGGGCUUGGGAACAGGAGACCACCCCUUCCGUUACCCCCACCCUACCACCACCCAGACAGAGAGGGAGUGUGACAGAGAGAGAGAGAGAGAGAGAGAGAGCGCGAGAGAGAGGGAGAUGAAGGCUACCUUCUGCAGCUUAUCCUCACAGGCAGUAGAGAGAUUUGAUUGAGUGGUGGAGAUUCGAGAGGACUGAGAGACAGAGAGAGAGAUUAGGAGAGAGGGAGAGAGUGUAUUGGGUUUUGUAUAAAAAAAUUGGCACACAUAGUUGUUUUUUUUCUGUUUAAUUUAAUUUAAAUCAUGGUUCCUUUUUGAUGCAAGCACUGAAGUGUCAACUCUUAAAUGACCAAAGGGAGGGAGAGACAGACUGAUGGAGGAUAGAGGGGGAGGGACUCUGUGCCAGAUCUGGUGAGGCAGAGAUACAGUGGAUAAAACAAGAGUGAGCAAUCAAGAGACAGGCUUAUACACCUCUGUGCCCAGCCUACCCCUCAUCCCUCAGAUAAAUACCCUUCCCAGUCAGCUCCAGAGCAGUCUUGUACCCUCCCUAGUCACCCUGUUCCAAGCCUGGGAUAUCUGAUAUCCCUUCUUAGAAAUGGGACCCUGUACACAUCGUUUCUGUCCUCAAACUGAAACCAGACUGGACCUUAGCAUUUUUCUGCACCAAGCCCCAGACAACCCCCCAAGGAAUCUCAUAAAAGAGCUGUCAGAUUGGUGGCAGAACAGCUUUGCCCUCUGGGUCCCGAGUUAACGGCUCACUGCUCUCAGCUUGUGCGUUGUAUUUAUUUUGUGUGCUUUCAAGCGCACACCCUUCUCAAACCCUGUCUUUUAAAAUCGAAUGCUCAAGUCCUGGUCACCAUCAUCAUUUAAGCGCUGGGGUGCCGAAUGGUUGUUGGUCUCAUCCGUGAAUUCUGUCUGACACUGCAAGUCAGAAAGUCUUCCAGACCUCCCUCCCUACGCAGCUGAAUACACUAUUUAUUGUUGGAAUGCGUUUUCGCCUGGUGUCCCUACCACUUGUUGUAAGCUGCUGUUAAAACAAUCAAUCAACCGUCUAUAUAACAGUUAUAACAUACAUAUUGAUUUGCAGCCUUAUUAGUAGCAAUACUGUAGAACAGCGUAAUCAUGAUUUCCCUUCAGCCUUUGUAGCACAAGGGUAUGGUGAACCAAACAUCGGAGCCUAAGGACCUGACAGAAUACACAAACAAUGCGGUCAAAUGCAUUCAACAUAGGCAUCUGUUUGAUGCUAUCCAGUGCACUGUAAUGUAAUACUUACAUGGUCAAGGAAAUUUGCCCCCAAGCAUUCUGGGUUUGUACAUUUCAAAGAAGAAAAUCAAAAGGGUUUGGAAAAAAAUAGAAGUGCCUAUUCUCCAUUUUUUUCCUUGUUUGUUGUUUUGACCUAGCCUGGGGUGUGUUCAGUAGGCAGAGCGUGACAAAUUUUUCUGUAAUAUAAAACUAAUUCAUUCAUCAUUUUCAUUCAGAUUCGGUGUAUUUUUCUACAUGAUCCUUGUAACAAUUCAAAUUUAGCUUUGUAGUUAUUUUCAGUAGAUUAAGCAUCAGUAUCACUUGUUUAGUGGUUAAUGUCACAGCGGUGAAAGGAUAAAUAUGUCAAUUUGUAACCGGCUAGUACAACGUUGAGAGAAAGUUGUGAAAUUUGACUAAAUCAAUCCCGUUCCACUUUCAAAGAUGAACUCUACUCCACAUCCACUGCAUAUGGAUUCAGCAUCAUGUGACCACCUCGACCCAAGGAGAGCCAAGUUUCAGUUUUCUAAAGGAUACUGCAGAACGUUCUACAUAGGGAACACACCCCAGAUUUCCAGCUGUGCAAAGUGCUCCGUCAGUGUGGCAAUACUGUGAGAGUGCCAUUCUCGCGGCACUCCCUUCAUUCCCAUUGCUGAGUGUGGUCUGCUCCGCCAUGUCUAACAGCUGGCUGGUUCUUCUGGCCCAGUGAUUUGCAGUUUAAUUGUUUGGAGCCUGGGUGGAAGAUUUAAAGUCUCUGUGCAGUAUUUUUUUUUUUUUUUUGCUUUUGUUCCUUUUUUUUUUUUUUUAAAGAUCUUUAAUUUGGUCAUCACUCAAGUUUAACUGCUUAAAACAAUGACGAGAAGCAUUAAAAACACAUUCUGUAAAUUGUUUUACUGCAUAAUGUCACCAUUUGUCAUUCCUCAUUCAUAUUAGCCUUGUGGGUGCCAUUUCAGCAGUUCUUU
Megalops cyprinoides (Indo-Pacific tarpon) is the source of this 3074-nucleotide messenger RNA. RefSeq names its product RAB5B, member RAS oncogene family (gene rab5b). The coding region runs from base 210 to 857 and encodes 215 amino acids. The record is from RefSeq and is a predicted model, not a curated record. The transcript has 6 exons. Gene Ontology annotation, molecular function: GTPase activity; GTP binding. Lineage: Eukaryota; Metazoa; Chordata; Actinopteri; Elopiformes; Megalopidae.